UGCUUUUCGUAGUCUCUAUCAUCGUCGUUUGAAGUUUUUUCACAGACAGUUCCAUCAUUGCUGUGCGGUUUUUGAUUAAUUUUUGUAGAGAUUCUCAUAAAAUUUCUGCACAAUUGUGUGUGCAUUUAAUUUGAUAUAGUGAUAUAGAUCUUUAAAUCCGAGUGGAGCUUCAAUUACACAUCGGCUAACUCGGAACAGCAGGAAAUUACCGACAUCAAUCUAAAACACUUCAGAAUUCCAUACAUCAAUAUAAAAAAGAUAAUCUUUUUUAUAUUUGUACAAUAAAUUAAUACAGCACUCGACGACAGUACUAAUAAAAAAAGAAAGAAAAGCAUACAAACAUGGGGAAUGUAUUUGCAAAUCUGUUCAAAGGUCUCUUCGGUAAAAAAGAAAUGAGAAUAUUGAUGGUCGGUUUAGAUGCCGCUGGUAAAACCACAAUUUUGUACAAACUUAAAUUAGGCGAAAUUGUAACAACGAUACCUACCAUUGGUUUCAACGUCGAGACUGUAGAAUACAAGAACAUUAGCUUUACAGUGUGGGAUGUGGGCGGUCAAGAUAAAAUUCGUCCAUUGUGGAGGCAUUACUUCCAAAAUACACAAGGUCUCAUAUUCGUCGUUGACAGCAAUGAUAGAGAACGUAUCGGCGAAGCGAGAGAAGAAUUAAUGCGUAUGUUGGCUGAAGACGAGCUCAGAGAUGCUGUUUUACUUAUAUUCGCAAACAAACAGGAUCUGCCAAAUGCAAUGAAUGCAGCCGAAAUCACCGACAAACUCGGUCUACACUCACUAAGAAACCGCAAUUGGUACAUUCAGGCGACGUGUGCAACCAGCGGCGAUGGUCUAUAUGAGGGUCUUGAUUGGUUGUCCAAUCAGCUUAAGAACGCUAAUCGCUAAAUGAAAUUCUUAUUUUUCUUUAACUUAGCAUCCGCAGCAGCAAAAACAACAACCACAAAAAUCAACAACAACAAAUAACAUACAAAAUAAUUAAUUUUGAUUUAAUAAUAAUAAUAAAAGAAACCCGAAAAUAAAGUUAUUACAAAACAAACAUCAAAAACAAAAAAAUGAACGUCAAACAACCAAUUUCAGUAUAUACCAUCCACCAACACCCACAAACUCCCCUCGCUCACGAGGGAUGUUAGAAAAGAGAGAGCCACUCCAAUAAUUAUUUUCUCUUGGGCGCGCAUUCAACAUCAACAACAACAACAACAACAGCAAUUCGAAGAAAAAGUCCACCACCUUUUUCAUUCAUUAUUUAGACUAAAGACAAUUGAUGAAAACAAAGACAACCAAUAAAACACAUCCAUCGUUUGUAGUCUGUUUUUGCUCGAUCAGUAAGAAGAAAAAAAAAACAACAAAAGCAACAUUUUAACAAAUUGAAAUGAAAUGCAAAACUAUGAAAAUAAUUGUAUGUUAAAGCAAACAAAAAAGAUAAAUCCAUUUACUAUAAAGAAUUACGGAAUUAUAUAAAAACACACUUUUUCUAAGUAUAAUUUUAUCUCUAUACAUAUAAUAUAUUUUUAAUUUUAAAUUUUUUAAUAAUUGUGUAUUUUUGUUUUAUUUCCAAAUUCUCUCGUCGUAUCUCCAUGUACCACCACCACCCCGUCCGAGAGAGUUUAUCGCUUGUGUUGUUCAUAUCUCAUUUCCUAUUUUUUCUUUUUAUACACUCUCUUAUUGUCUAUAUAUUGUUCGUUUGUGUCUAUAUAUAAUAAUAUUGAUUGAUUGCUUACUUUUCCAACCAAAAAGAAAACAAAAAACCUUCAACUUGUGUAUCAAAGCAACAAUAUAAGGAAAACUCAAUAUUUUUAUUUGCUAAAACAGAAUAACAUCAACAACAUUCUACAACCAACAAAAGAAAAAACAAAAACAACCAACUACAACACAUACUUUAUAUUUAAAUAUAAUUAAAAAGGAGAAGAAACAUAAAAUUUAAAUAAAAAACUGUGUAAUAAUAAACGAA
This is a messenger RNA of Musca domestica (house fly), 1953 nucleotides long. RefSeq names its product ADP-ribosylation factor 1 (gene Arf79F). The record is from RefSeq and is a predicted model, not a curated record. Gene Ontology annotation, molecular function: GTP binding; GTPase activity. Bases 342 to 890 code for a protein of 182 amino acids. Gene Ontology annotation, biological process: vesicle-mediated transport; intracellular protein transport. The transcript has 5 exons. NCBI's taxonomy places the organism in Eukaryota, Metazoa, Arthropoda, Insecta, Diptera, Muscidae. Gene Ontology annotation, cellular component: plasma membrane; cytoplasm.